Messenger RNA from Saccostrea echinata, 4662 nucleotides. RefSeq names its product condensin complex subunit 1-like. Gene Ontology annotation, biological process: mitotic cell cycle; meiotic chromosome condensation; mitotic chromosome condensation. NCBI's taxonomy places the organism in Eukaryota, Metazoa, Mollusca, Bivalvia, Ostreida, Ostreidae. The record is from RefSeq and is a predicted model, not a curated record. Gene Ontology annotation, cellular component: nucleus; condensed chromosome, centromeric region. The coding region runs from base 32 to 4504 and encodes 1490 amino acids. Gene Ontology annotation, molecular function: histone binding. The transcript is spliced from 31 exons.
AGAGCAGAGUUCCUCCAGAAAUUCUAUCAAGAUGAAUUUUGAGUUUAUAAUUCCCUCCACCAAGGAUGACCUUCUAAAUAAGACACAAAUCAAUCAGUAUGUUGUUGAUGAGGUUUUGUCAUUCAGGGAAAUCCCAGGCAGUCUACAAGCUCUAAAGAGCAGUUUCCGUGUCAAUGGAGCAAAAUGUUUGCUGGAAAAUUUUGAUGUUUUCUUCAGUAUACUUUGUUUAAGAAAAGAUGUACAGCCUGAUUUAAAAGAGGAUGCCUGGCAGCUACUUCUGAAAGUUGCCAAAUCGCUGGCUACAGAAGUAGCAAGUGUGUUGGAGGAUACAUCAUUAGAGCCAGGGUCACGUCUUUCUCACCUGAACCAGGUCAAGAUGUUAUGUUACCUGCUCUGUCAAUUCAUGGAAAUGUUUGAAGAUGACAGUAAAGAGAAGUCAGAUGUCAUUACCACUGGAAAGGGUCGUAAGAACAAGAAAUCCACAGAUAUGGCUAUAGAUUGGGAGGUGGAGAGAGAAAAUGGAGUGAAGGCUUUGCUGCAUCUUGUGUCUCUGAACAUUCUGAGGUUAUGGGAUCCACCCAUAGCAGAAGCAGAGUUUGUCAACAUGGUUACAAAUUUAGUUUACAAACUGUUGGAGAAUCCUGCUGUUGUUUAUGUGAAAGCCAAGGAAACAAGGACUGCUAUAUUUAACAUUGUAGGAGUCAUGGUGAAGCGUUACAACCAUGGCCUUAGUGCCAGUCUGAAGAUCCUACAGCAGUUACAGCACUUUGAACACUUGGUCUCUCCACUGGCUGAGAUGACCAGCAUCAUCACCACAGACUAUGGUAACAAGAGCAUGGUAGCAGAAAUCAUGAGAGAGAUUGGAAGGAAGGAUCCAAAAGACCUGGUCCGGGAUAAUACAGGGACAAAAUCCUUUGCUACUUUCCUGGUGGAGCUUUCUGAGAAGGUGCCUGGAGUGAUGAUGUCGUAUAUCAGUGUGGUCCUCUGUCAUCUUGAGGGAGAGUCUUACACAAUGAGGAAUGGUGUCCUGGGGGUGAUGGGAGAAAUUUUGCUUAAGGUGCUCAGUAAAGAUGACCUUGAGGACAAACUCAAGGACACUCGAGAUCAAUUCUUGGAGAAGCUAGAGGAACAUAUUCAUGAUGUAAAUGCUUUUGUCAGAAGUAGAGUGCUGCAGAUUUGUUUGACUCUAGUAAAUGAGAAGUGCCUGCCCCUGCCUCGACAUGAGCAUCUGCUGGGUCUCUGUAUUGGACGAUUAAAGGAUAAAUCUUCACAAGUCAGAAAACAGGCCAUACAACUUGUCACUGCCUUCAUCAAGUCUAAUCCUUUUGCUGCAAAGUUGUCAUUGGAGGAACUAAAGGCAAACUAUGAAAAAGAGAAAGAGAAGCUUGAUAGCAUGGCUCCUGAGGAACAAACCAGUGUCUUAGAGGACUCGGCAAUGGUGAAAAUUGAUGAAGAGUGGAAACCUCUGGAGAAGAAGCUGAAGAGAGCUAUGAAGAAGGCAGAAGAGGAGGAAGAUGAGAACAUGGAGGAAGGAAACAGUGAAGAUCUCAUCCAGGAUGAAGAGACUGCUAACAGUGUGAUGGACAGGAUCUAUAACCUGCUGACUGAAGAGAAAUUUACAGAAGCUAAAUCUUUACUGGGAGCCUUUAAAGAUGCCUUCCCUGACAAUUCCUUCAUGCAGGAAAUGGCAAAAGAAAGUCAGAGUGAGGCUGAUGGGGAGGAUUCUCAAGGCUCAACAGGCAUCUCCACUGAUGUUGGCUACCUCAAAAUGAUUUUCUAUGGUCACAAGAAGCAAACUCUGGCUAUAUCCUCUGGAUUAGAGGAGGAGAAAGAAAAGGAAAAAGACCCUAUAGUGAAUGAAGUUUCCAAACAGCAAGUCCUUGUACAAUAUCUGAAGGAUUGCUGUGCUUUUGCGACCCAGAUUCAGGCUUCAGUUCCAGUCAUUUGUCAGCUGUUGGGGUCUAAGACUAUUACAGACAUACUGGAAGCCAUUGAUUUCUUUGUGACAGGGUUUGAAUUUGGGGUGACGCUGACAAUGAUGGGGAUACGUCGUAUGUUACACUUGAUAUGGUCAAGGGAGGCAAGUGUGAAAGACGCAGUGGUGGCAGCAUAUAAAAGACUAUACCUCAAUCCUCAGGUUGGAAAUCAAAGAUCCAAAGCUUUCUCAGUUGUGAAGAAUCUCUCAGCUCUCUUGUCUGGGGCCAAUCUAGGAGACUUAACAUCUUUGGAGGGAUUGAUGGUGGAGCUGAUGAAGUCUGGGGAGAUUGACCAGGGUGUUAUACAAAUGUUGUGGGAGAGGUUUGCUAUGAAGGUUCCCAAUACUACAGUAGAGGACAGUAGAGCAGCUGUCACACUGCUCUACAUGAUAGCAGGGGCAGAUAUGGGUGUGGUUAACAGUAACAUAGAUGUACUUGUGAAGGAGGGUCUUGGAGAAAGAGCAGACUCUGACUUCAUUUUGGCACGGGACACCUGCCUGGCAUUGUUGAAGCUGGGACCACCCAAGAAGGUGCAAGGACAGUUACAGGCUGAGCCAUUUAGGUUCCCCCAAAAUCAUGACAUGUUCGACCGGAUACAAACACUACUCAUCAAUGGGGUACAACAGUUGGACAAUCCAUAUUGGAUUCCAUUUGCUGAGCAGGCCAUAAAUGUUAUAUAUAAGCUGGCAGAACAUCCAGAUAUUAUCUGUGGUGACAUCAUCAAAGCACUGGCAAAGGAAGUCAUCAAAGCUGAGAAACAGAACCAGACUCUUAGUCAAGUUAAUAUAAUGGAAGAAGACGAGCCAAUGGAAAGUCAACCAGAGAAAGAACCAGACAGCCAGAGUAAAGAACCAGAGAGCCAGGGGAGUGAUGCCAGUAGUCAACCUAGCAGCCAGGAGGGUGGUCCCCCAAGUAGCCCACCUAGCUCCUCGGCCACAGUAAUUCUUACUCGUCUGAUCUCAGUGGCAGGUCAUGUGGCCUUUAGACAGAUGGUUCAUUUGGAUACAUAUGUGUUCGGAGAGUUAAAACGACGCAGGGCCAUACAAGAACAGAAAAAAGAUGUAAAAACACCCAAGGCUGACAGACGAGGAAGCAAAGUGGACAAAACAACAGCAUCAGAAGCCAUUGAAGAUGAACUUGGUUUGGCAGGAGCAGCAGAGGAAGAUGCUGAUGCAGAGUACAUCCGAAAAGUGUGUGAUGUGGAAAUUGUAUCAGGAGACUCUUUGUUGGGCUGUAUUGGUCCCCUUCUGGUUACUGUGUGUACCAAUCAGAGCAGAUACUCAGACCCUAACCUCAGGACGGCCGCCACUCUGUCUCUAGCUAAAUUCAUGCUUGUCAGUUCUGACUUCUGUGAGAAUAACCUCCAGUUGCUUUUUACGGUGUUGGAGAAAUCCCCUUACCCAACAAUCCGUGCUAACACUAUCAUAGCUCUGGGAGAUCUGACUGUACGAUUCCCUAACCUGAUAGAACCCUGGACUCCACAUAUGUAUGCCAGAUUAAGAGAUGACUCUCAGACGGUUAGGAAGAACACUCUACAGGUACUGACCCAUCUGAUCCUGAAUGACAUGGUCAAGGUGAAAGGUCAGAUCAGUGAAGUGGCUACUUGUGUGGUGGACCAUGAUGAGAGGAUCUCCAGUCUAGCCAAACUGUUCUUCCAUGAGCUCUCACAUAAGGGGAAUGCUAUCUACAAUAUCAUGCCAGAUGUGAUCAGCCGUCUGUCUGACCCAGAUGUUGGAGUGGAUGAGGAAAACUUCAGAAUCAUCAUGAAAUAUCUGUUCUCAUUCAUCCAGAAAGACCGGCAAUGUGAGAGCCUGGUGGAGAAACUCUGCCAUCGCUUCAGGGCAACAAAGACUGAUAGACAAUGGCGGGAUUUAUCCUUCUGUCUAUCUAUGAUGUCGUACAGUGAGAAAUCAAUCCGUAAACUCCAGGAGAACUUUGCCUGUUUUGGUGAUAAAUUGGCAGAUGAGGAGGUGUACAGCUGUUUCUGUACAAUUAUCAGUAAAUCCAGGUCCUUUGCAAAGCCAACAGCUAAGACAUUGAUUGAUGAGUUAGAACAGCGCCUCCAGCAGUGUCACACUAAAGGUCUGGAGGAGGGGGAUAUUGCCGUAAAAGCCAGUCAGGCUUCACAGGCAGCAAGUCUGGCCAAGGGCAAGUCCAAAACUAAAGGAGCUAAAACCCCCGCCAAAGGCAAAACUCCUGCUCGUGGGAGGCGUGGGGGCCGCCGGCAGAUAGAUAGUGACAGUGAUGGAGACUUUGUUGAUGGUGAUGAGAAUACUACACCACCAAAACGCCAGACCAAAAGGAAAUCAACACGACAGAAACCUAAAGUGUCCUUUGACUCAGAUUCUGAUAGCGAAAUAGAAUUGUUUGACCUCGACAAAUCCUCCCAAGGGACUCAAGGGACGACAACGGGUGACGGUGAGGAAUCCGAUGACUCGGACAUCAUACCCACAAAACGAACAGGGAGGCGUGUCCUAAACUCCCCACGGCGGAUAGUGCCACUCCAGGACCUUAAUGGGGACGUAUGACAGGGAGAUGAAACAUCCCCACCCACCUGAUGAAUAUUGACCAAUAAAAAGAAUGAAAAAUUGCUAACUUUGACAUUAUCUCAUUCUUGCUAAGAUACCAAUCAUUUUUAUCGCAAUAACUUAUACAUUUAUUAAUAAACACAGUUCAAAUAUUUAAA